UGCCUGGUGAGUAGAUGGUACAAGUUGUCGGAACUGAAUUUCAGGUUCACAAAUCGCAUUGCCUGCGUAAUCAAACACUCCCUUCUGUAAGCUGUGCCCCACUCAAUCCUCACCAUGCCAACACCGCAGGAACAGGAGCAGCCACUACUGCUCGACCCAGACCAGGAAACCGCUUAUGAGGAAGCAGAGAAGGUCCACAUCGUCGGAAUCGACUCCGACUCCGAAGCCGACGGCGCGAGGCCGUUCUCUUGGAGGAAGCUAUGGCUCUUCACUGGGCCGGGUUUCCUCAUGAGUAUCGCGUUUUUGGACCCUGGAAAUCUGGAGGGGGACCUUCAGGCGGGAGCGAUUGCUGGAUACUCGCUGCUAUGGCUGCUAUUACUGGCAACGGCCAUGGGACUCCUCGUGCAGCUCCUCGCGGCUCGGCUCGGCGUGGCUACUGGACGACACUUGGCCGAGCUUUGUAGGGAGGAGUACCCCACGUGGGCCGGGAUGGUGCUGUGGGUCAUGGCGGAGGUGGCUCUGAUCGGGGCUGAUAUACAGGAGGUUAUUGGAAGUGCGAUUGCAAUCAGGAUUUUGAGUGAUGGGUUUAUUCCUCUCUGGGCUGGUGUUAUUAUUACUGCUUUGGAUUGUUUUAUCUUUCUGUUCCUUGAAAACUAUGGGGUGAGAAAAUUGGAAGCAGUUUUUGCUGUUCUGAUUGCAACAAUGGCACUGUCAUUUGCGUGGAUGUUUGGUGAUGCAAAGCCAAGUGCCAAAGACAUUCUUCUUGGUAUCGUGGUUCCGAAACUUAGUUCUAGAACAAUAAAGCAGGCUGUUGGAGUUGUGGGUUGCAUUAUCAUGCCCCAUAAUGUGUUUUUGCAUUCUGCUCUUGUACAAUCAAGGGAAAUUGAUCAUAGCAAGAAAUUCCGUGUUCAGGAGGCUCUCAAGUACUAUUCAAUAGAAUCUACGCUUGCCCUUUUAGUUUCUUUCAUAAUCAAUCUGUUUGUCACAACUGUGUUUGCCAAGGGUUUCUAUGGCACAGACCUGGCCGAUAAUAUUGGCCUCGAAAAUGCAGGGACCUAUCUCCAAGAGAAAUAUGGCAGUGGAAUUUUCCCAAUCUUGUAUAUCUGGGGUAUUGGAUUACUAGCGGCUGGACAAAGUAGUACAAUUACUGGAACAUAUGCAGGACAGUUUAUCAUGGGAGGUUUCCUGGACCUAAGAUUGAAAAAAUGGCUUAGGGCAUUGAUCACUCGAAGUUGUGCAAUUCUUCCAACUAUUGCGGUCGCACUUAUCUUUGAUUCUUCUGAAGGCACCCUAGAUGUUGUGAAUGAAUGGCUCAAUGUGCUUCAGUCAGUUCAGAUCCCUUUUGCACUUAUUCCCCUACUUUGUUUGGUUUCGAAAGAGCAAGUCAUGGGAACGUUCAAAAUUGGACCUUUUCUCAAGAUGGUUGCAUGGAUUGUUGCUAGCCUGGUGAUCGUUAUCAAUGGAUAUCUAUUACUGGAUUUUUUCUCCUCUGAAGUGAGUGGAACGAUUUUUACCACCAUCACGUUGGUUUUGACAGCCGCAUAUGUUGGAUUCAUAAUUUACCUUGUUUCCCGAGGUAUUACCUUCUCUACUUGGUGUGGUUUAAGAUCGUAGAAAUAGGCACGAGGAAUUGAAUACAUGGCUUUGUUGUAAAAUGUUCAGACCAUACAUACAUUCAUUUUCACUUCUAGCCUUAGGUACUACCUGUUUACAAAGUUGAAGUCAGCAGGUAACCUUAUUUCUUUUUAGUAUAAGCGACUGAUAGUCGUCGUUCGUCUACGACAGAGCCCUUGUUAUGUAUCAUGUUGUAUACUAAUUAUAUAUGGCAUAGAGUGGGCAGGGAGCAACAAAAGACUGUAAUUUUGCAUGCUGAUUUCAUUAGUAUAAUGCUGCAGCCAAACAAUGUAAUCACAGCUUCAGUUUGAAGCAGAAGCCAGAAGGUAUUGAUGUAGCUUUUGAAUGAUAUUUCAGCCAGAUGAACUCAUCUAUGCACCUUGGAA
This is a messenger RNA of Tripterygium wilfordii, 2000 nucleotides long. RefSeq names its product metal transporter Nramp3-like. Gene Ontology annotation, biological process: positive regulation of reactive oxygen species metabolic process; defense response to bacterium; metal ion transport. The record is from RefSeq and is a predicted model, not a curated record. The coding region runs from base 115 to 1614 and encodes 499 amino acids. Gene Ontology annotation, cellular component: vacuolar membrane. Gene Ontology annotation, molecular function: cadmium ion transmembrane transporter activity; manganese ion transmembrane transporter activity. Lineage: Eukaryota; Viridiplantae; Streptophyta; Magnoliopsida; Celastrales; Celastraceae. The transcript has 4 exons.